Messenger RNA from Eucalyptus grandis, 1178 nucleotides. RefSeq lists its product as uncharacterized. The transcript is spliced from 3 exons. The record is from RefSeq and is a predicted model, not a curated record. Lineage: Eukaryota; Viridiplantae; Streptophyta; Magnoliopsida; Myrtales; Myrtaceae. Bases 297 to 917 code for a protein of 206 amino acids.
AUCCCAUCUGGUUGUUAACUUGUUAACCUGUGAGCGCAGCUUUGGACUUAACAAAAAGGGAGUAACUUGCUUAGGAACUCUCGCUUCUUUUUUUCUCCUCUCUCUCUCUCUCUCUGUGCGAGCGUAUUUCCUCGUUUUCUUCUCUCUUUUCCUGGGAAAACCUCAGCUUCCACAGAUCACCGAGACUCAAAACUAAUAUUGCUACUCUGUUCUUCACCUACUCUGCACUUCUGAGAUUUCUUCAUUUGUGAGGUGUCAUACUCCCCACAGAGAGAGAGAGAGAGAGAGAGAGAGAGAUGGAUAGGAAGGGUGUGAUAUGUGGGGUCGUGGGGUUCUUGGGGCUGCUUUCAGCUGCGACGGGUUUCGCCGCCGAGGCCACCAGGAUAAAGGCUUCUGAAGUGACACAGUGUGAAUAUCCACGUACUCCUGCUGUGAGUCUAGGUUCAACAGCUGUGCUAACUCUCUUGAUCGCCCAAGUGAUCAUUAGUAUGGCAACUGGGUGCAUUUGCUGCAGAAGAAACACUCAUCCAUCGACCUCUAGUGGGACUAUUGCAGUUAUCUGCUUCAUUCUUUCCUGGAUCACAUUCGUCAUCGCGUUCUUCUUGUUGCUAACAGCGGCUGCUCUAAACGACCGGCAUGCUGCAGCAAACAGGUACGACUGGUAUGGAAAUUGUUAUGUCGUGAAACCUGGUGUGUCCGCAGGAGGUGCCCUCUUGUCCCUUGCUACAGUUACCCUUGGAAUGAUCUCAUAUCUCGCCCUGACUUCAGCAAAAAAUAACGCCGACCAAGGCUGGGGCAACGCGCCUCUGCCUAAUCAAGGAGGUGUGGCUAUGGGACAACCACAAUUCCCUCCUCAAACCGGUGCUGAUCCUGUUUUUGUACACGAGGAUACCUAUAUGAGACGGCAGUUCACAUGAUGUGUAUGUGAAGAUCAUGGGGAUACACCUCUCCGUAGGUGGCUGCCCACCGUCAUGAUAAGGACUGCAGCGUUUGCAAUCUGCUUUAAAGACCAUCUUUUAUGUGUAAUGUUCUCUGUCUAGGACAAUUCUUCCCCCUCUCUUUUAUGUUUCUGUUUGAUAAGGAAACGGUAUACUGGCGUAGGCCAUAUUGCGCGCCCACUUAUUUAGUGCAUCGUACAUUUUCUUGAUAGUGAAUUAGAUGGUUCGAGUGUAACGAUA